AUGAAUAAACCCCGAUCCAUCCUGAAAUAUUUUACUGCUCUCGAACAAAGCGAAGGAGUUGGUGCCAAGGUUAGGAGGUCCAUUGGCAGCCAGGAACUUCGGAAUUUCACGCCAUUUCUCAUGCUUGACCACUUCAACGUUUCACCACCUGCUGGCUUUCCAGACCACCCUCACCACGGUCAAGAGACAAUUACAUAUGUUCUUGGCGGGAUGAUUGCGCAUGAAGACUUUACGGGUUCUCGAGGCGUCUUAAGACCGGGCGACCUCCAGUUUAUGACUGCUGGCAAAGGAAUAAUUCACUCUGAAAUUCCAGUAGAGCUUGAGAGUGGCGCACCCUCUGUGGGGCUACAACUGUGGGUCGAUCUUCCGAUGCACCUCAAAGAUUGCGAACCUCGCUACAGAGACUUGCUCAAUAAUGAGAUUCCAAGUGUCCAACCAAAGGCUGGGCUUGAAGUUCGCGUGAUAAGCGGUGAAUCCUACGGUGUGGGGUCAAUGAGUGAAUUGGCCUAUACGCCAGUUCACUUCUAUCAUUACAUCACCCGUAAACCAGGUACGACGUUUGAACAACACUUUCCCUCCAAUUUCAACGUGUUUAUGUACGUUUUGAAGGGCAGUGUUAUUGUUAAUGGUAAGACUUUUGCCCAGUAUUCUUCUGUUUUUUUCAACACCGAUGGCUCUCGCGUGGAAGGGUCCGGCUCCUCAGAGGAGUCUGAGUUUAUACUGAUAGGGGGAGAAGUUUUGGACCAGCCUAUAUUACAGUACGGUCCUUUCGUUGAAACCUCCAAACAAAACAUGUAUGAAGUUAUCGGAAACUAUCAAAGUGGCACUAACGGUUUUGAACGAGCCCAGGGCUGGUCCUCAUCGAUAGCUCGCGGUGUCGUAUUUAGUGAUGUGGCGAAAAUCGAAUCUUGUGAGUGA
Molecule: messenger RNA, 918 nt
Organism: Lachancea thermotolerans CBS 6340
Lineage: Eukaryota; Fungi; Ascomycota; Saccharomycetes; Saccharomycetales; Saccharomycetaceae
Product: pirin family protein
Exons: 1
Coding region: 1-918 (305 amino acids)
Source: RefSeq, a predicted model, not a curated record